AUGGAGGUCAUAUCUUCCCUAUAUGCUGAACAUGCAUCUGGUAAUAGCAAAAUGGGUAUUGACUUGAAGGAAGUUUGUGUGCCAGCAAAGUUGCCUUUUUGUUUUAGAUACCAAGUGACUGCCGACACGACCAUUGUGACUGAAAAAGUGAAGGAAAUGGAUGAGAAUUUUCAUGUUUCUGAGAAGACCAAGACUGCAAUUUCAGCUGCUGAGCAGACAGUCAGUAAUGCUGGAUCUGCCAUUAUGAAGAAUCGGUAUAUUUUAACUGGGGCUACAUGGGUUACUGGUGCAUUCAGUAAGGUUGCCAAGGCAGCAGGGGAAGCAGAGCAGAAGGCAAAGGAAAAGGUCUUAGCUGAGGAAGAUCAGGAGAAAAAAGUGAAAGGCUCUGCUCAGACCCAUGAAACUGAAUCCCCAAAAAAUGAGCCCUCCAAAACCACACCGGCACAGGGAUUGAUCCUCUGAAACUCCAAUACUAGCAUACAUUUUUGCGUACAAAGUUUAGGCUUUGUCAUCAUAUUAAAG
Messenger RNA from Quercus robur (English oak), 522 nucleotides. RefSeq names its product binding partner of ACD11 1-like. The record is from RefSeq and is a predicted model, not a curated record. The transcript has 2 exons. Lineage: Eukaryota; Viridiplantae; Streptophyta; Magnoliopsida; Fagales; Fagaceae. The coding region runs from base 1 to 462 and encodes 153 amino acids.